Messenger RNA from Ceutorhynchus assimilis (cabbage seed weevil), 642 nucleotides. The record is from the annotation of a GenBank genome assembly. NCBI's taxonomy places the organism in Eukaryota, Metazoa, Arthropoda, Insecta, Coleoptera, Curculionidae.
AUGGACUCAACUGUUCCUUCAACCCUAAACUUAGAUAGUAACCAAGAAGACACUGAAAGCAAUGAACAUUCAGGAGGUGGUGAAAUAUUGAUGUGGUCUUCGCGAAAGCCUCUUUCAACAGAUGUGCAGGCCACAACAUAUUUAUUGGAGUUGAGAAAAGAAAUGAGCAAUCAGUUUGAUGAUCGGAAGCACAGCAAGAAUACAUUGUGGCAGCAAAUCGCAAAAAAGCUGAAUGAAAAAAACUUUUUCGUUGGCCAAGGACUUGAAGGAGCAGAGAAAUGUAGAAAAAAAUUUGCCAACCUUCAAGCAAGUUACGUGAAGUACAAGGAUAAAAAGAAAGGGACAGGGGAAGGAUAUAUUUGUAAACCUCCCUUCUAUGAUGAAUUAGAUGAAAUUCUUGGGUUUAAGGACAAAAUUACUCCACAAUUACUGAUCGAUAGUAGUGACAAAUUAAUAAUAACUGAAAAAAAAAGUGAUGAUAAAGAAAAUAAAGCAAUUCCACAUAAAAAAACGCCACUACACGAACUGCCAUCCACUUCAAAUCCAGAAGCAAAUUAUGAAAAAAAUAAAUUUGCUAGUAUCAGAUCCUCUUCAAAGCCCAAAGACAAACAUACAUUAUUCGAAGAAAUGAUUCAGGCAUGA